CCGAGCGUGCGGCAGGCCGGCCGCAGGCCCAGCGCGCCACCAUGGAGCGACAGCGCCGGCGGCCGCGGCGACCGCUGAAGCAGCAGAGGCGGCCGAGGAGGAACGGGGGUUGAGGCUGGCGCCUCCGGGUAGUGGGCCUGUGAACACCUGCCGUCCCCGAGCCCCGACUUCUCCCUGCCUCCCGGGGCGCGGGUGGCUACCCCGCCGGACGAUGCGCACCGCCGGCCGCCCCGGAGGCUGAGCCCGCCGCCCCGCAUGGCCUUGCCGGGCGCCGAGGGCGCGGUUGACAGGCCGGGGUCCCCGGCCCGGGGCGCCCCCGCCGGCUCCGGGUCGUCGUCGUCCGCCUCCUCCGGGGGCUCGGCCUCCGCCUCGGCGGGAGCCGGGCUGUGGGCCGCGCUGUACGACUACGAGGCGCGCGGCGAGGACGAGCUGAGCCUACGACGCGGCCAGCUGGUGGAGGUGUUGUCCCAGGACGCCGCCGUGUCGGGCGACGAGGGCUGGUGGGCUGGCCAGGUGCAGCGGCGCCUGGGCAUCUUCCCCGCCAACUACGUGGCGCCGUGCCGCCCGGCCGCCUGCCCCGCGCCGCCACCCGCCCGGCCGCCGCCGCCGCGGCCCGGCUCGCCCGUGCACGUCGACUUCGAGGGACUGGAACUCAAGGAGCUCAUCGGCGCGGGUGGCUUCGGGCAAGUGUACCGCGCCACCUGGCAGGGCCAGGAGGUGGCGGUGAAGGCGGCGCGCCGGGACCCGGAGCAGGACGCGGCGGCGGCGGCCGAGAGCGUGCUGCGGGAGGCGAGGCUCUUCGCCAUGCUGCGGCACCCCAACAUCAUCGAGCUGCGCGGCGUGUGCCUGCGGCAGCCCCACCUCUGCCUGGUGCUCGAGUUCGCCCGCGGCGGAGCGCUCAACCGGGCGCUGGCCGCCGCCAACGCCGCCCCGGACCCCCGCGCGCCCGGCCCGCGCCGCGCGCGCCGCAUCCCCCCGCACGUGCUGGUCAACUGGGCCGUGCAGAUCGCGCGGGGCAUGCUGUACCUGCACGAGGAGGCCGUCGUGCCCAUCCUGCACCGGGACCUCAAGUCCAGCAACAUUCUGCUACUCGAGAAGAUAGAGAAUGAUGACAUGUGCAAUAAAACGUUGAAGAUCACAGAUUUUGGCUUAGCGAGGGAGUGGCACAGGACCACCAGAAUGAGUGCUGCGGGCACCUACGCCUGGAUGGCCCCCGAAGUUAUCAAGUCGUCUGUGUUUUCCAAGGGAAGCGACAUCUGGAGCUACGGAGUGCUGCUGUGGGAACUGCUCACGGGAGAGGUCCCCUAUCGGGGCAUCGAUGGUCUUGCCGUGGCUUACGGGGUGGCAGUCAACAAGCUCACUCUGCCCGUUCCUUCUACCUGCCCCGAGCCGUUUGCCAAGCUCAUGAAAGAAUGCUGGCAACAAGACCCUCACAUUCGCCCAUCAUUUGCCUUAAUUCUUGAACAGUUGACUGCUAUUGAAAGGGCAGUCAUGACUGAGAUGCCUCAAGAAUCUUUUCAUUCCAUGCAAGAUGACUGGAAGCUGGAAAUUCAGCAAAUGUUUGAUGAGUUGAGAACAAAGGAAAAGGAGCUGCGGUCCCGGGAGGAGGAGCUGAUGCGCGCCGCGCUGCAGCAGAAGUCGCAGGAGGAGCAGCUCAAGCGGCGGGAGCAGCAGCUGGCCGAGCGCGAGAUCCACGUGCUGGAGCGUGAGCUGAACAUCCUGAUCUUCCAGCUGAACCAGGAGAAGCCCAAGGUCAAGAAGAGGAAGGGCAAGUUCAAGAGGAGUCGCCUCAAGCUCAAGGACGGACGUCGGAUCAGCUUACCCUCAGAUUUCCAGCACAAAAUAACGGUGCAGGCCUCCCCGACCUUGGACAAACGGAGGAGCCUGAACAGCGGUAGCUCCAGCCCGCCCAGCAGCCCCACCGUGAUUCCCCGACUCCGGGCCAUACAGCUGACUUCAGAUGAAAGCAAUAAAACUUGGGGAAGGAACACAGUUUGUCGACAAGAAGAAUUUGAAGAUGUGAAAAGGAAUUUCAAGAAAAAGGGUUGUACCUGGGGACCAAAUUCAAUACAAAUGAAAGAAAGAACCGAUUGCAAAGAAAGAAUGAGGCCUCUCUCAGAUGGCAACAGUCCUUGGUCAACUAUCUUAAUAAAGAACCAGACAGCCAUGCCGUUGGCAUCAUUAUUUGUGGACCAGCCAGGUGUUUCUGAAGAGCCAAAACCUGCCCCUGAUGGACUGGAACCCAGAAAACCAAAGCAGAUAAAAUCACCCAGUCAAGCCUGCAUUGAUCUACCUCUUUGGAAGGAAGGCCAGAGAGAGAAUCCGGUGGAACCCGAGAGCAGGGAGGAAGGAACCCCCGGGAGCCCUGCCACUGGCACCCCUCAGGGGACCCCUCCAAACAGCCUAAGCAGAUGCCCCCCGAGGAAGAAAACGGAGUCCGCCCUGUACAGCUGCACCGUGCUGCUGGCGUCAGUGGCCCUGGGCCUGGACCUCAGAGAGCUUCAAAAAACACGGGCUGGGGAGGAACCGCUGCCCAAAGAGGAAAGGAAGAGGCGGGAGGGAAUCUUCCAGCGGGCGCCUAAGUCCCGCAGCCCCACCAGCCCGCCCAGCAGGCUGCCAGGCACGGGCGAGGGGGCCGGCAGCUGCCCCUCGCUGCCCCCGUCCAGCGCCCUGGGCCUCCUGGCCGUGCCUUCUCUCUCCACCAAGUGCUUGCUGCAGACUGAUGGCGAAGACUCGUUCGAGGGCAGCGCACACAUCCCUCGUGACCCCGAGAUGCGCACCCCAGAUCUUUGCCCAGCCUUCGGAGGGAGGGGUCCAGAGCCGACCUCUGUGCCAAGACUGGAGGCCAAUCGUGGUGUGUGGGAGAACCUGCCUCCUUCCUUCCUAGAGCCCACAUGUGGGGAUGUGCCUUCUUCUGCCUCUUCGAAGGAAAGAGCAGUGCGUCAUCGACGGACCAGGUCUGAUGGAAGUGCCUUUCAGACCUCAGCUGGUGUCGCUCUCCUCUCAGCCCCCGGAGCCUCUGAACUGCCCCCUGAGUGGGUUUGGGGGAUGCACCCCUCCCCCUCUGGUCCUCGCAGUGACCUGCCAAGUGAGGUCCCGCCUGAAAAACAAAGAGCUGUCCACGUGCUGCCCCUGCCGCACCCGCCCGCCCCGAGAAGCCGGGUCGACGCCCCGCCGGCCUCCCCGCCUCCGCCCGCGCAGGCCGGCCCCGGGGUGGGCGGCCCAGGACCAGCCUCCGCCCGCCCCCUCGGCGCCAAGGACAGAAGCGAGCCGCGCGUGCCUUCCUUACUGGGCGCCGCCGCGGAAGGCCAGCGCGGGGGCCGCACGGUGCCCCUGUGCAGGCCGAGGGGCGGAGCCAGCCGGCCGUCUCUGCAGCAACUGGAGAAAGAAUUUCUGUCUUAAGUGCCUUAGGUUGUUCAGGCAUUUCUUUGUUUUGUUUUUUGUUGUUGUUUUUUUUUUAAGGUGAAUGAAUGAGAGCAAUGUGUCUCCCUUUGAACUGUUUCACGCUGCUGUGUUCUCAAAGCUGUGGCCAUGUUACUGAACUAGUGAUGGACGUCUGACUUCUCCCAAAACAUGCGUGAUGGCUGUGGGCGCUGACUGUGUGCUUUGUCCACUGGACUCCUACCUAGUAACUUGAAAUACAAACAACACGCACCUGUAAAACAAGAAACGUGCAACAAUGUCAAACUACGUUUAAGCGCAAUUUUCAUGCUUUGUUCCCAUUUCUUAGUACACGCAGAAAUUGGGAUGAGUGUGUGUUUCUCCUUCCUUCCUGUCUCCUUCCUUUUCUCGUCUUCUAUCUUCCUUUCCCUUCUUUUCUUUCUUGUUUUCUUCAUUUCUUUCAUUUCAUUCUCUCUCUCUUUUUUUUUUUUUUUUGUUAUUUGUGCAACAAAAAGCCAAGGAUAAUGUGAUACUAUUAAUAAGUAAAGGUGUCUAUUUUUUUUAAUUUGAUGACUGGAAUAUUCAGUCCUGUUUACUAUCUAAAUUCAGCAGUAGACUUAUAAUGCAUAAAUAUAUCCAGAUCUCACCUAAAAUAUGCAAUAUUUCUCUCGUUGAGAAAAUUUUGCUGAAUGUAACUUGUAAAACAAGUUUUACUGAAUGUAACUUAUAACAAUGUUGCCCAUUAGAACUCCGAAAUAGAUUUUUUACAAAUCCGUCAUUGACGUUUGACUCAGACCCUACUGUGCAGCUGCGAGGGGAUAAUCCGUAGGUUCUGCCUGUAGAAAGGGUCUUCCUUCAUCAGGACCCACUGAUUUGGCUUUUCCUUUUGCCAGGGAGUUUUUCAAAAUUAAUUGAUGCACACUUCAUGUAUCAUGAACAUUCACAUCAUUUAAUUUUAUUUUUCUCUUUACGUGCAUAAUUAUCCCAAUAAUCUCAAAAGCAAUCAGAAAGAAACACUGCAAAGUCAGGAAACAGCAGUACUGUUAGAAUGUAAGUAUAUUAAAAUCGUUAUUUCACAUUUCAUUUAAUUGUGCAUAAAUGUUAGAUAUCUCUUGGGUGAAGUAAACUGAUAUAGUAGGAUGGAGAAAUACAGAUUAUUUUCAGAUGUGAAUUUAUCAAAUGAAUCUUUGGAUAGCAGAUCAGGUUUAUAAAUGAUUUUAAAUUAUUUGAUGAAUCACUUUUAUAAAGCAUACAGAUAUAAUACAAUAUAGACUACUGAGUUCUUAAGCUGCUGAAAUGGCAAUCCAGGAGCUUGGUGAAUUUGCUUGGGUUUCUUUUGUUAAAUCUGUUACACUUCUAUCACUAGAAUACGGUUGCUCUAAUGAUAGACAACAACUUUAAAUUUUUCUAUACAAUGAGAAACAUUAAUUGCAAACAUUAAACAUUGCUUGAUAUUUCGUUUAAAAUUUUACCUUGGUUAAGGUUUACUGAAUAACUGAAAGGUCAAUGAUUUAAAUUAAAUCAGAUAUGACCAAAUAUCUACCUAUAGUAGACUUUUAAAGGAGGAAAAUUAUAUUAUUUGGCCAUUUUGAAACAUCUUAGUCAUCUAACAAGUAUUCCUCAGCGAAUGAUGGACAGGGCAUGAAAGAAUUCUAUCAGUAUAAGGGCUUUUUGCCCUAAGGAAAACAAUCUCGUGUUUAAGAUUCUUGCAGCAAAACCUCAGGUACAUUUUGUUGUGUUAUUAUCCAUUCUGUGAUUUGGCUUCACCUUUGGGUGGUGGUUGAAUUACAUAACGGAGAUUUGGUUUCCUCAGAAUUUGAUCACAUUUGCAGCUCUGGUUAGCUACAUUAUAUUCAGUCAUUUGGGGCAUGUAACUUCCAACUAUAAGUAGAGGAAAUAUGUGCCUAAAGUAAUGCGUGAAAUACAAAAUGUAGAAACUGUGUUUUCAGUUUCGCUUCUACCAAAACAUCGUGUGUGUGGUGUGAGGGUGGUGUGUGUGUGUGUGGUGUGAGGGCUGUGUGUGUGGGGGGUGUGUGUGUGUGUGGUGUGUGUGUGUGUGCGCGUGUGUGUGGCGUGAGGGUGGGGGAGUGAUGGGUGGCCAUCUGCCUUGUCCCUCUGCUCUGUACCUGUUCCUGUUCAGCUUUAUUUUAGUCACUCUAUAUUAUGAUGAAUUUAGAAAUGAAGAUAUAUUGAAAAGAUAAUUGUGAUAUGAGGACUCAAUCUCAUGUAUUAUUGCAAAUAGUUAUUUUUUGCUGAGAUCUACUGUACAUGUCGUGAUUUUCUCUGUGUAUUAGUAUACUUGGCGGAAUCUGGUUAUUUAUUUUCUUACAGGCUUAACAGCUCGCUGAAAGGUAAAUUAAGCUGAUUACUAUUAGCCAACAAUUCAGGUGCUCCCACUGCAGAGAUUCAAGGCCUGGGCCUGAUAUGCUGUAUUAUGAAGCUUUGUGACUGGAAAAGAUGUUUACAUAUGUUGUCUAUUUUUUUAAUAAACUUUUUUUAUAGCUA
Molecule: messenger RNA, 5886 nt
Organism: Camelus dromedarius (Arabian camel)
Lineage: Eukaryota; Metazoa; Chordata; Mammalia; Artiodactyla; Camelidae
Gene: MAP3K21
Product: mitogen-activated protein kinase kinase kinase 21
Exons: 10
Coding region: 256-3402 (1048 amino acids)
Biological process (GO): protein phosphorylation; signal transduction
Cellular component (GO): cytoplasm
Molecular function (GO): ATP binding; protein binding; MAP kinase kinase kinase activity
Source: RefSeq, a predicted model, not a curated record